Messenger RNA from Cetraspora pellucida, 2826 nucleotides. NCBI's taxonomy places the organism in Eukaryota, Fungi, Glomeromycota, Glomeromycetes, Diversisporales, Gigasporaceae. The record is from the annotation of a GenBank genome assembly.
AUGGAUCCUGCGAGUAAGCAUGUACGGAAGUCAAAUAGCAGUUCACCCACUAGUCAAACAACAAGUAAUACCUCAAACCCUCCAGCAAAAAAGUCUGCAAAAGAGUUAAAGGCAGAACGUCGCGCAUUACAGGAAAGUCAAAGGGCAGAAAAAGCUGCGCGGGCUGCUGGAAAUGCUUCCGCUCCAUCCAAAAAACCCGCACAUGGAUCUGUAAUUAGCACAGCCGUAGGUUCUAGCUCUACUACCUCGACUGCAGCAGCUCCUUCUGAAACUGCCGGACCCAUUAAAGCCAUUGACCCUAAACAAAAGCAUUCUCAAAAUAAAGAGACUAAGGAAACCAACAACAAGCAAGUUGACAUGUUUUCUCAUUUGGAAAUUCCAAGAGGUGCUAACACAAGCAUGGCUACCAAAGAAAUUCAUCCCGCAAUUUUGGUGCUUGGUUUACAAUUUUCAGAAUUCAAAAUUUGUGGUGCAAAUGCCCGUUGUAUUGCAGCGCUGACAGCUUUUCAGAAGGAUUACAAAACACCGGAAGGUACAACUCUUUCGCGCCAUUUACCUACUCAUCUUUCACCUCAAAUUACUUAUCUGGUAAAUGCUCGACCAAUGUCUGUUGGAAUGGGUAAUGCGAUCCGUCACCUCAAAUGGGAAAUAUCCACAAUAGAUAUUGAAAUGUCGGAAGAUGAAGCGAAACAAUUAUUAUGCAAGAAAAUCGAUAACUUUAUUCGUGAUAGUAUAACGGUUGCGGAUCGUGUGAUUGUUGAAUAUGGUUUACAAAAAAUUCAGGAUGAUGACGUAAUAUUAACAUAUGCUAGAUCAUCAGUUGUGCAGGCAUUAUUAUUGGAAGCGCACGCAAAGGGAAUAAGGUUUAAAGUUAUUAUUAUCGAUUCAAGGCCAAGACUUGAAGGUAAAAAACUCCUGAAUCGUCUCGUGGAUGCUGGUAUUAACUGCACAUAUGCUUUCCUUCAUGCUGUUGGAUUUGCAAUGAAGGAUGUUUCAAAAGUUUUUUUAGGAGCACAUGCUUUCAUGUCGAACGGUGCUCUUUAUUCACGUGUUGGCACUGCAAUGGUCGCAAUGAUGGCAAAAGAAAAGAACAUUCCAGUUAUUAUUUGCUGCGAGACUUAUAAGUUUACAGAUAAGGUUCAGUUAGAUUCUUUUGUAAUGAAUGAACAAGGUAAUCCUAAUGAUAUGGUGAAUAUUUCUACUACCUUAACUCCAAAACCUGGGUUGCUGUCUGAAUGGCUAAAUAAGCCAGAUCUGAAACUGUUAAAUCUAUUGUAUGAUUUAACACCUUCAAAAUAUAUUACAACCGUUAUAACGGAGGCUGGAAUGAUUCCGUCUUCUUACAAAAUGAGUGCGGACGCAAAUGGUAUCCAAGUUGAUCCCGUCUCAGAGGAGAACAAAAUAAAAGCAGAAGAGGCGAAAGAGGCUGCAAAUAAACUGUUUAAUGCAAAAAAUUAUGAAGCUGCAAUAGCCAAAUAUACAGAAGCAAUUAAUUUGAGUCCAAACGUUGCACAGUAUUAUGCCAAUCGAUCUUUUGCCUAUAUAAAGACUGAGGCAUAUGGUUAUGCUGUCGAGGACGCAGAACGUGCUGUUAAAGUCGAUCCAACAUAUACUAAGGGUUAUUACCGAAAAGCGGUGGCAAAUAUGGCAUUAUGCAGAUUUAAAGAUGCACUUCAGGAUUUUCGAAUUGUUGCGAAAAAAGAUCCGAGCGACAUAGGUGUAAGAACCAAAUUAGCAGAAUGCAAGAAGAUUGUGAAACAAAUUGAAUUUGAAAAAGCCAUAGAAGUAGAUUCACACCAGAAAAACAUUGCUGAAACAAUUGAUGUAGAUGCGAUCGCUGUGGAUUCAUCUUAUAAUGGUCCAAAGAUUGCGAAUGGACAGAUCACAAAAGAAUUUAUUGAGGAAAUGAUGGAAUGCUUCAGAAAUCAAAAAAAGAUUCAUCGUAAAUACGCAUUCCAGAUAAUUUUAGCCGUACGAAAGAUGAUGUUACAAAUGCCAUCGUUGGUGGACAUCAACAUACCUCAAAAUUGCAGGUUAACUGUGUGCGGAGAUGUUCAUGGUCAAUUCUAUGAUUUUCUCAAUAUUUUCAAGAUCAAUGGCUUGCCAUCUGAAGAGAACAUGUAUCUUUUCAAUGGUGAUUUUGUUGAUCGUGGAUCAUUCAGCAUUGAGGUUAUACUGACUUUAUUCGCUUUUAAAUGGCUUUACCCAACAUCUGUCUACUUGACGAGAGGUAACCAUGAAACUGAUGAUAUGAACAAGGUUUAUGGAUUCGAAGGCGAGGUUAAGGCUAAAUAUUCUGAACAAAUGUUUGAAUUAUUUUCUGAGACAUUUACUACCCUUCCGCUUGCACAUCUUAUCAACCAAAAAAUCUUGGUAGUUCAUGGUGGAUUAUUCAGUAGAGAUGAUGUUACGCUAGAUGAAAUUAGAAAGAUCAAGAGGAUUGAUAAGAAACAACCCGAACAUGGAAGCUUAAUGUGUGAACUCUUGUGGUCUGAUCCACAACUACUCCCGGGACGUGGUCCAAGUAAACGAGGUGUAGGAAUACAAUUUGGACCUGAUGUCACUGAGAGUUUCCUGAAGCGUAAUAAUAUUGAUUUACUAAUAAGAAGUCAUGAGGUCAAAGAAAAUGGUUAUGUGGUUGAACAUAACGGCAAAUGUAUUACUGUAUUCUCCGCGCCAAAUUACUGUGAUACCCUUGGAAACAAAGGAGCGCUAAUUAAUAUUACACCAGAACUACAGUUAAGCUAUCAGACAUUUGAAGCUGUGUCCCAUCCUAAUGUUCGACCUAUGGCUUAUGCAUCCCAAUUUGGCGGUUUAUUUACAUAA